Molecule: messenger RNA, 1023 nt
Organism: Auxenochlorella protothecoides
Lineage: Eukaryota; Viridiplantae; Chlorophyta; Trebouxiophyceae; Chlorellales; Chlorellaceae
Product: 2-C-methyl-D-erythritol 4-phosphate cytidylyltransferase, chloroplastic
Exons: 6
Coding region: 1-1023 (340 amino acids)
Biological process (GO): isoprenoid biosynthetic process
Molecular function (GO): 2-C-methyl-D-erythritol 4-phosphate cytidylyltransferase activity
Source: RefSeq, a predicted model, not a curated record
AUGGGCCACACAGCAGUGGCGCUGGUGUCCAGGAGGCAGGAGGAGCGGGAGGCACUGGAGCGCGAACAGGCACGGGCCAAGCGUUUAGCUGAAGCAACAGCCUCGUUGGCGCCCAAGGUGGAAAGGGACUGGGGAAGGGCGUGCGGUCCGACCGCCUCGUUCCGGGAGUCGGACACCGGGGGGUUGCAGUGCAAGCUGUGGCAUGCCAUGGGACUGGAGGUAGACAGGGCCCCUGAUGCAGCGGAGAAUAGCGGAGGGGCGCAGCCUCCCAAAGUGGGCCCUGGCGAGGUGAGCGUGGUGCUGCUCUCCGGCGGCACCGGCAAGCGAAUGGGCGCCGCCAUCCCCAAGCAGUAUCUGAAGAUCCUGGGCGAGCCGAUCUGCACCUACUCCUUUCGGACGUUCCUUGCCAUGCCAGAGGUCGCGGAGGUGGUGGUCGUCUGCGACCCCAGCUGGCGGCACGUUUUCGAGGAGGCCUACGCCGGGUCCACGCAGCACGCGGCCCUGGUCUUCUCCCAGCCGGGCGUCGAGCGCCAGGACUCCGUCUUCAACGGAUUCCAGGUCAUCCGCCCCUCCUCGACCCUGGUGGCCAUCCACGAUUCGGCACGGCCCCUGGUCAAGCCCGAGCACGUGCGCCUGUGCCUGCAGGAUGCGGCGCAGGUCGGCGCCGCGGUGCUUGGCGUGCAGGCCAAGGCCACGAUCAAGGAGGUGGACGGCGCGCUGGGCGUGGUGCGCACGCUACGCCGCGACGCGCUGUGGGAGGUGCAGACGCCGCAGGUCAUCGCGCCGGUCCUGCUGCGCGCGGGCUUCGACCUGGUCCGCCGGCGCGGGCUGGAGGUCACCGAUGACGUGUCCAUCGUGGAGGCGCUGGGGGAGCCAGUGCGGGUGACCAGCGGGUCAUACACCAACAUCAAGGUGACGACGCCCAGCGACAUCCUGAUCGCGGAACGCUUCCUGAAGUACGACGGGGGACUGGUGCCCGCGCUGGCCGAGGCGAGGAAGGAGGUGGAGCAGCCGGUGACGUGA